This is a messenger RNA of Prunus persica (peach), 1389 nucleotides long. RefSeq lists its product as uncharacterized. Bases 1 to 1389 code for a protein of 462 amino acids. Lineage: Eukaryota; Viridiplantae; Streptophyta; Magnoliopsida; Rosales; Rosaceae. The record is from RefSeq and is a predicted model, not a curated record. The transcript has a single exon.
AUGAUUAAGGGCCCUUGGAAACUAAUUGAUUUAGAGAAUGGAUUCUUUAUUGUGAGAUUUGUGCUUGAAGAGGAUAUGAAAGCUAUACUGUGCGGUGGCCCUUGGGUUAUUGCUGGCCAAUACCUGGUUAUGCAGCGCUGGAAGCCUGGGUUUGAUCCCCUUGUGGAGCAAGUGACAAGGAUGACCGUUUGGGUCCGGAUUAUUGGUCUCCACGUUGAAUGGUUCCGCCCUAAAGCCAUGCUACGCAUUGGAGAUUUACUGGGCACCACAUUCAAGGUUGACUCCAUUACUGUUGCCCAGGUCCGAGGGAAAUAUGCCCGAGUGUGUGUGGAGAUUGAUCUUACCCAACCCCUACAAGCCUUCGUGCAGGUGGAGGAUAACUGGUAUGGUUUGGAAUAUGAAGGCAUCCACUUGGUGUGCUUUGCCUGUGGGUGCUAUGGCCACAACAGAAACGUUUGCCCCUCAGUGAUUAAAAAACCGCAUACUGAGAAUGUUCAGAAUACCACCCAACCCAUGGAUGAAGGGACACCGAGCGCCUUUCCCCUCCCUGUCAAUAAGGCCAGCACUGAUGCCAUGCCUCAGGAUGACCCCCACGAGUCUUCAGGUACUUUAAUAGGACCUUGGAGCCUGGUCCAGAAUAGGAAGGGUAAAAAGCCCUUUAAGGCAAAUGCUGACCUGAAGGCCAAGAUGCUUGCCCCCAAGCUUAAGGAGCCUAAUGUUGACCGUGGUGCUUCCCCUGCUGGAUCAAGAUUUGAAGCCUUGGAUAAUGAUAAAAACAGAGUUGAUUCUCAUGCUGCUAUUGGGAAUGUUGUUGUUGAGGAGGUGUCCCAAAUACAAACUGAGACAAAUGCUGGGCCUGCUAAACCUUCCAAGGCUAAGGGUCGGUCUAAGUUGAAAGGUAAAGCUCGCCAAGCCCUAGGAGAUAUCUCAAACGAUGGUGUUGUUGAUAAGCCCCAGAUGGGUAUUGAAAAUAAUAUAUCUUGUGCCUCCACUACCAAAGUUGGCCCCGAGUCCCGUUCUGAACCUAAAAGGAAACUUAAAGGUGCCGCGGCUGGUAAAUCUUCGGGCUUCCAAGUUAGAAGUAUUGACUUCCAUGAAGCCACCCUGGGAGACGUUGUGGCAAGCUUGAAAUCUAAGCUCCCCAACGCUGGUAAAUCUCCGCCUCCUAUUUUAGCUGGGGUUGAGUCGCCUGAUCCUGGUCCGACUGAAGAUAAGUUGGAGGAUAUCCCAGGAGAUAAGAUGGAUGAUGACCAUGGAGAAAACUCUGCCCCUCAGAUUACUAUUAAUUUGGAUGCUGCUAGACUGAAAAAAGCUAUGCUAGAUGUUAAGAAUGGAGUUGUUGGUGCUGCUUCUACUUUGGUAGAAGUGCUGAACGCUUCCAGUCAGUGA